Messenger RNA from Ziziphus jujuba (common jujube), 1841 nucleotides. Its product is annotated as protein DETOXIFICATION 9. Gene Ontology annotation, molecular function: antiporter activity; xenobiotic transmembrane transporter activity. Gene Ontology annotation, biological process: xenobiotic detoxification by transmembrane export across the plasma membrane. The transcript has 7 exons. NCBI's taxonomy places the organism in Eukaryota, Viridiplantae, Streptophyta, Magnoliopsida, Rosales, Rhamnaceae. The record is from RefSeq and is a predicted model, not a curated record. The coding region runs from base 88 to 1587 and encodes 499 amino acids. Gene Ontology annotation, cellular component: membrane.
CGCGUGUAGGUUCAAGUGUAGUUAAGCUUUAAUACAAUCACCAUUAGAGAGUAUAAGAAAAAAAAAAAAAAAAAAAAACAAAAGAAAAUGGAAGAGGCUCUAUUGCAAAGCAAGAAAUUAACAUCACCACCAUCGUCACCAUCAGCAUCAGCAUCAUCAUCAUCAUCGUCGUCAUCGUCAUCGUCAUGGUCUGUAAUUACAAAGAAAGCCAUGGUAGAAGAGCUGAGGAAGCUCUGCCAGAUGGGGGUUCCGAUGGUGGUGGUUACAGUGAGUCAGUUCCUUUUGCAAGUCGUUUCCUUGAUGAUGGCCGGACAUCUCGGCGAAAUCUCUCUAUCCGGCGUCGCAAUCGCUACGUCUUUCGCUGACGUCACCGGAUUCAGUGUUCUUUUAGGAAUGGCUGGUGCAUUGGAAACUUUAUGUGGGCAAACAUUUGGAGCUGAACAAUAUGAUAAGCUAGGAAACUACACUUUCUGUUCAAUCAUCACUCUUCUUUUUGUUUGUCUACCUGUCUCUCUGCUUUGGAUUUUCAUGGAGAAAAUUCUUGUAUUGUUUGGCCAAGACCCUUCAAUCUCACAUAUUGGUGGAAAAUAUUGCAUUUUCCUCAUCCCUGCACUAUUUGGCUACGCCAUUCUUCAGUCUCUGGUUCGAUACUUCCAAUCUCAGAGCUUGAUUUUUCCUAUGGUUGCCACUUCCUGUGCAGUCUUAGUUUUGCAUGUUCCUCUUUGUUGGGUUAUGGUUUUUAAGUUGGGUUUAGGAAUUACUGGAGCAGCAUUAUCGAUUGGCAUCUCGUAUUGGGUGAGUGUUGUUGGACUUGGACUUUAUGUCAAGUAUUCUUCAGCUUGUGAGAAAACCCGUGUCCACGUUACUAUGGACGCCCUUAGACACGUUGGGGAGUUUGUCCGCUUUGCAAUCCCAUCUGCUGUCAUGGUUUGUCUUGAAUGGGCAUCAUUUGAGCUGCUCGUAUUGCUUUCUGGGUUUCUACCAAAUGCAGAACUUGAAACUUCAGUUCUUUCCGUAUGCCUUAACACCACUACAUUGCAUUUCUACAUUCCUUAUGGAAUUGGUGCUGCUGCAAGCACCCGGGUUUCGAAUGAAUUGGGAGCAGGGAAUUCAAAGGGAGCUCAAGUGGCUAUGAUUGUGGUGAUGAUUGUUGCAGUUGGGGAGGCUGCUGUUGUGAGCACCAUUCUCUACUGCUGUAGAUAUGUUCUGGGAUAUGGUUUUAGCAAUGAGAAAGAAGUUGUAGAUUAUGUAGCAGAAAUGGUCCCUCUGCUUUGUCUCUCAAUUACUUCUGACAGCUUAUUAGCAGUACUUUCUGGGAUUGUUAGAGGAAGCGGGUGGCAGGACAUAGCGGCUUAUGUGAAUCUUGGAGCAUAUUAUGGUGUUGGAGUUCCAUUAUCUACCUUGUUGGCUUUUGUUUUUCAUUUAAGAGGGAAAGGACUUUGGUUUGGAGUAUUGACAGGCUCUGUUUUGCAAGCUAUAGUGCUCUCGCUUAUCACCUUUUUCACAAAUUGGCAAAAACAGGCGGACAAAGCCAGGGAGAGAAUAUUUCAGGAGACACUCCCAGCUGACUUUAAGGCACUGCCAUAACUAUGCAAGCUCGGAAAAUAAAUAAGAUUGUGAGAACUAAUAAAUUAAUCAGUUACUUGGCUAUAUAUCUAGCUAGGUGCAAGUUUUGCAAUGUGUAUAAAUUAUGUCUUAAUUUUUCCACUAUAUAUAUUUAUUCGUCUAAUAGUUAUUUUCCUAAUUGAAUGUUGUUCCUUAAUUUCCACCCCCCUACAUAUCUAUUUAAUGUGAUAGGGGAUUCCAAUGAAUGAAAAUAGCUGUGAAUUUUGUUCUCGUUA